Molecule: messenger RNA, 2029 nt
Organism: Nothobranchius furzeri (turquoise killifish)
Lineage: Eukaryota; Metazoa; Chordata; Actinopteri; Cyprinodontiformes; Nothobranchiidae
Product: membrane-spanning 4-domains subfamily A member 4A
Cellular component (GO): membrane
Source: RefSeq, a predicted model, not a curated record
CGUCUUUGGGUCCGGGUUCGGUUCUGGAUCCAGUGUUAAAGUCACCUCAGAUGAUCUUAUGCAACUGGGCCGGUCUGCAGUCGUGCAUGUGAAGUGCGUGUGUUAGCAGGACCAAAAGAGUUGCAGCAGCAGUGCUGCAGUGAGAUCCAGAACCGAACACACCCUGCAGCAUCCUGCAGAGCAGCGGUAGGUUGCAGGCGGCGGGUCCAGAUCCGGACGGGACACUCGACGCAGAACCAGAACGACAAUCACAGCUCAGGUUUAGAAUGGCUGAUAAUGACAAAGACUCAAUGCCGGCUGCAGGGAGCCUCUCUGUGGGACAGUUACAGUCCCACCUGAAGAUGGAGCCCAAAACUCUGGGGGCGAUCCAGAUAGUGAUUGGGGCGCUAAUCCUGUGUCUGAGUGCCUCCGUGCUUCAGCUCCAUGAGGUCCACUUCACAGGGGACGUGGCCCUCUUUCUGAUUGUUGUCAUACAGGUAACCUUGUCUGGCUCGGUUCUGGUCCACAGCGGCAGGAGACCUACUCUGUUCUGGGUGAAAUGUGUUCUGGUGCUGCAUCUGAUCAGCGCUGCGCUUGCUACAGCCGCUCUGGGUCUGAUGUCCAAACACCUGCCGUACCGUCAGGACUCGUACCAUUGUGAGCACUGCCGCAGGCUGGAGCUGCAUGCUGUGCAACAUUGUUUCAGAAAAUGCACCGGGCUGAUCGAGCAAAAGUGUAAACUCCUGAUCGAUGGAAUCCUGGGAACUCUGGUGAUCUUCCUGGUUCUGGAGCUGCUGAUCUGCAUCACAGCCAUGUUGUUUGGACUCAGUGUUCUGGCUGCAGGUGGAACUCAGACUUCUAGCCACAGGCCAGCCUAUCCUCAGACCCGGCCCCCAGCUGCUCCUGCGGUCCAGACUGUUCCAACUCCUCAGGCUGCUGCUGAACUCUCUCAGGUGGCUGUAGUUGUGACUGAACCAGAUUCAGAACAAAUCGAGGACAUCUCCACUCCUCCGACUGAACCCCAGGUGGAGCCAAUAGAAGCUUUUUCUACAGAACCAUGACCCAAACGCUCGACGCUCCCUAAACCAUCACAGCGUUCUGAGAAGGAGGAGAAACCCAGCCUACGGUUCUGCAGCAGGUGGCAGAUCUGCAGAAGAAGAAUAAGUUUGAAACCCUAGAGUUCUGUCAGACAGAACAGAUCCUCACAAACCCACUAGAAUGUUUUAGUUCCACUACUGAUGAUAUUCACUUGAAAACAGUCAUAUCAGUUAUCAUGUUUUCAGAGUCAUGAGUGAAAAUGGAGCAGAGUGAAGAUAAUCUGAUCUAAUCAAAGGUCAAAAUUACUGCAAACAAUGAGUUCAGAAAAUAACAGAAUUCCACCUUCAUAUUAAAUCAUAAUGAAAUAGUUUUUAAUGGUAUCACAUCUGAUUUAAUCUCAAUGAGCUUUUAAAAUAUCCAUAUUUACAGCUUUGUACAUAACAAAUGAUGUUUUUUAAUUAAUCCAGUGCUGAAGUUCGUGUGUGUGACUGCUGGUGUGUUCUCUAAAGCAGUUUACUCAAAGGAUUACAUUAAAUGUUUUCAUUAACUCCAGUUUCACUCAAUAGAAUCAGCUGCAUUUAUUAACUAAACUAUUUAUUCAGAUGUUUCUGUUUAGGACAGGCUGUGCUUUAAUUCACAGUAAUGUUGGAAUUGAACCAGCAACCUUCAGAUGUGAUGUAAGAUCUGGUCGUUCUUAACUGGUUUUAACAAACAAAACUGUCAUGUCUAAAGUCGCAACAGGAGAACAAAGAAAAGCUUCAUAUUCCACCUCCAUUGUGCUCUGUGUCACAUUGGACCAUGAACAUCUGGACUCAGAACCUCUGGCUCCAAGAGGAAAUAUUAGAAAUGUUUCUAUUCCUGUUUCACCAGAUUUAAUCUCACUAUGACUGAAAUGUGUUUUGGCUGCUUUAUGCUCAGAUUGUUAAUGUUAUCAGAAACCACAGGAUAGCAUAAAUGUCUGUAAAAACAAACAAACAUGUAAUCUCACUGGAAAUAAAGGUAAUUAACACAA